Zingiber officinale is the source of this 655-nucleotide messenger RNA. RefSeq lists its product as uncharacterized. Gene Ontology annotation, cellular component: nucleus. Lineage: Eukaryota; Viridiplantae; Streptophyta; Magnoliopsida; Zingiberales; Zingiberaceae. The record is from RefSeq and is a predicted model, not a curated record. Gene Ontology annotation, molecular function: RNA binding. The transcript has 5 exons. Bases 100 to 486 code for a protein of 128 amino acids.
CGUUGCUUCAGCUGUUCAUCUCAUUUUGGUGUAGAACUUUGGGGGCGCGGUUUAGGGUUUCUUCUCGUCUCUGCACUCCGUCUCCAACGCCCAGCGUCGAUGGAAGAGAUCACGGAAAAGGUUAACAAUCUUAGCGUGACUGCCGAUUCCCACAAGAAGAAUAGAAUCCAAGUCUCUAACACAAAGAAGCCCCUUUUCUUCUACGUCAAUCUCGCAAAGAGAUACAUGCAGCAGUACAAUGAUGUGGAGCUCUCCGCACUUGGAAUGGCCAUAUCAACUGUAGUAACAAUUGCCGAGAUACUCAAAAACAAUGGGCUUGCAGUGGAGAAGAAGAUAACGACUUCUUUGGUUGAAGUGACGGAUGAGACGAGGGUUAGACCGUUGCAGAAAGCAAAGAUUGAGAUUUUACUUGGGAAGACUGCAAACUUCGAUGAUCUGAUGGCUGCAACCGAGCGAGAUGGUGGAGAAGGCGAUCAGCAGAACUGACAGAAGUUUACUGAUUUUGUUUUUGAUUUGCUAGAAAAUUUUGUUAUUUCGGUUCUUUGUAAUCAUCUCCAUGAAUCAGCAGCACCUUAUUUUCCUUCCAAGAUUGAGUCUACAGCAAUUGGUACUUGUUAAUUAUGACUCAAAUAGGAAGGUUCUCCAGUCCAUUUUA